AUCCCCGACUCCUCUGCCGACUCCUCUGUAUCAACAAACCACCUCCCCAUUUAUAAACCCCUCUUGUGUUAUUUGCCCUAGUUAAGAAUGUCGGCCUUCUUAGCGGCUGCCCUUCUCGCCUCCUUGGUGGUAGCCUCUAACCACACCAUCGAGUGCGCCCCGGGCCUCCAGAUCUUUGUCGCCCGCGGGACCGAGGAGCGUCCCGGCCCAGGCGUCUCGGGGGCCAUCGCCGAGGCGGUCCUCAACGAGAUUAGCGGCUCCGCCUUCCAGGCGAUCGACUACCCCGCAUCGAAUAAAGACCCCGUCUACUUCGACUCGGUGCGCAACGGCAUCCACGUCGUGAGGCAGAGCCUGAUCGACUACACAGAGGCUUGCCCCAAUGGCAAGAUUGCUCUCCUUGGAUACUCGCAGGGCGCGCAGAUCACGGCGAAUGCGCUCAGCGGGACCGUCGUUGCGUGGUCGCCCUACCCAGAGACCGGGAAGAACCUCGAUAGUCUGGACGACGACGUUACCAAGAACAUCGUGGCUGUGGCCCUCUUCGGCGACCCGUCCCUCGCCCCCAAAGCCAAGUACAGAAAGGGAACCGCCAACCCUGAUUUCGAGGGCGUCUUCCAUCGCCAUAACUCCAGCGGACUUGACGCCCUCGGCGGCCGGCUCGUCUCCUACUGCGAUGCUGGCGACGUCUUCUGCGAUGCCGGCUCGGACCCAGUCAUUCCCGCCCACCUUCACUACCAUGAAACAUACGGCGCCGAGGUGGUCGAGUUCUUUGUCCGGCAGUAUGAGGACCCAGAUAGCAGCGCGCCCAGCCCCUCCGCCAGUGCUACUCCUAGUGUUUCGGAGUCUGGCGCGACCCGCCGGGCUAUGCCCUUUAGGUGGUAAAGAACCUACCGCAUCUUACCAAAUAUGUUAGGCGCGGAGAUCACCUAGUCUUGGAAUGUGGGGGUUGGUAUAGCUGGAAUAGGA
Chaetomium fimeti is the source of this 963-nucleotide messenger RNA. RefSeq names its product cutinase-domain-containing protein. The transcript has 4 exons. Gene Ontology annotation, molecular function: hydrolase activity. Bases 88 to 879 code for a protein of 263 amino acids. The record is from RefSeq and is a predicted model, not a curated record. NCBI's taxonomy places the organism in Eukaryota, Fungi, Ascomycota, Sordariomycetes, Sordariales, Chaetomiaceae.